GACCCUGCGCGCGCGAAACCAUUAUUUGCCAACGCGACUACUACGGCCAUUUCCGGCCAACCCUUGGAGCCGAACACGGGUCGUAAACCGAUCUCCUGUCUCUGGCAUUUUUCAGGGGACGGCCUUGACUCCAAGGCAUUUCACAUUGCGCGUCAUGGACUCGCCAGCGCGUAGCGACGGCCGCGACGAGAGCGAUCGAGCUCUGAAACGUCACAAGUCGUCACGAAACCACAGCCGAGAACGCAACAGAUCCAGUGAUAGACGGAGACACAGGCGCUCGAGAUCGCCAGGCUCGCGAAGAGACCGCAGCCGCGACCGAAGACGAGACGACCGACCGCGCGACAGCGACAGAGACAGGGACGACGAGGGUGCCAAGGAGCACCGGCGGCGGCGAUCUCGUGAGAGGCAUCAGGACCACGACAGAGACGGGAACCGAAGUGAGAGGAGAGAUCGCCAUGGGUCAGAUCGCCAUAGGUCGGAUCGCCAUUCCGACAGGGAAAGACCAAGAGACGGUGGCUCCGAGCGAGGCGGCACAGCCAUUGUGAAGCGCAGUGGUCCAUUGCCGUCCCAGGCAGACUCGUUUGCCUUAACCACGGGCGAGGAGGUGCCGAAACCAAAGGAGAAGGCCAACUUUGGCAACAGCGGCGCUCUCGCUGCUGCUUCAAACGCAAUAGCCCAGGCCGAUGGAUCGCAGAUCGUGCUCAAGUACCACGAGCCGCCAGAAGCACGGAAGCCGGCUCCCAAGGACGUCUGGAAGCUCUUCGUCUUCAAAGGAGACGACAUCAUAGACACAGUGCCGCUGAGCCAGAGAAGCUGUUGGCUGGUCGGGCGCGAGUCCGCCGUGGUCGACAUGAUUGCCGAGCACCCGAGUAUCAGCAAGCAGCAUGCUGUCAUUCAGUUUCGGUACUUGGAGAAGCGCAACGAGUUUGGCGACAAGAUCGGAAAGGUCAAGCCCUACCUCAUUGAUCUCGACAGCGCCAAUGGCACGCUUCUGAACUCAAAGAAAGUGCCGGAGAGUCGGUACCUGGAACUCAUGGACAAGGACCUCAUCCAGUUUGGUCAGAGCACGCGCGAGUAUGUCAUCAUGUUGGCACCCAAGGACUGAGGGAACGGCCCCAGAACAAACAUGCCAGGCCGGGCCAGGACUUGUCCUGGUUAGCAUUGACACAGCAUACGGCGUACGUAAUCUGGUCCAGACUGGCACAGAUGAGUAAUAAGGUGCAUACUACCCUGACUUGACACAAGCCACGCCCUACUUGUUCGUUCCAUGUGUGAUACAAAUAGGCAUCCAUUGGGAUUUCGUGCGUUCUGUCUCGGUGACGAAC
This is a messenger RNA of Microdochium trichocladiopsis, 1325 nucleotides long. RefSeq names its product SMAD/FHA domain-containing protein. The record is from RefSeq and is a predicted model, not a curated record. Gene Ontology annotation, biological process: mRNA splicing, via spliceosome; maintenance of RNA location. Lineage: Eukaryota; Fungi; Ascomycota; Sordariomycetes; Xylariales; Microdochiaceae. Gene Ontology annotation, molecular function: protein binding; mRNA binding. The transcript has a single exon. Gene Ontology annotation, cellular component: nucleus. The coding region runs from base 155 to 1105 and encodes 316 amino acids.